AUGGAUUUUCAGACCUUCGUUCGCUCGCUCUCGCAGGACCCGAAACCCGCGCAUUCAUUCAAGCCGUCCGGCGGCGGGGAAGGCGGAGAGGCGCGCGGAGGCGCGCAGCAGGUGCGCGGCGGAGAGGCUGCUGGCGCAGCAGCACAGACGGCGCAAGAUUCGUUCUUUACCAGGCUGGAAGUCCCUGCGGAUAGAGACUUCUCCGCGGCGGCAAGCCCCGUAGCUCCCGCCGAUGCUUCCCACGCGGGGCUCUCGCGCGGGAGCGCCGGUAGCCGUUCCGCGGGUGUCGGAUCACACUGGGGUCUGGCGCGGUCCGCGUCAGACGCGCUCCAUCAGAUGUUCGGGGCCUCCGCGGGUGCUGCAGGGGGAAGCGCUGCGGGUGGCGGGGGGUUAAACGCUGCGGACGGCGGGAGGGAAUCAGGGGAAGGCAGUGGGGGAAGUCAGCGGGGAGCAGCGGGGAGGAACCACGGGGCUGGCGGAAAGGGGAGCGGAGGUUCCGCUGGGAGAAGCGCAAGUUGUGGGGGAAGUGUUUUUCUACCACUGAACCACACUCCCAACCAGACUCCAAACCGAAAUCUCCAGGGACCGUCAUAUUCGCGCCAGCGGAGCUUUUCCGCCAGUGGCGCAGCUUUUUCCGCCAUAUCUUCCGCCAGCCCUUCCGCCAGCCCCUACGCUAGCCCUUACGCGGGUCCUUACUCUGGUCCUGCAGCUGCCGCGGCCGCCUCUACCUCCUCUCCCUCCCCCUACGGCGGAGGGCUUGGGGGUUCAGGCGGAGGGCUGGGCCCUUCAGGCGGAAAGGGCGCAAGUUCUGCGGGGGCGAAGGCAGGGCCUCCGUUGCCUUUAUCGAGGUCCGCUAUAGCGAGGUUUAGGCUUCCGCGGAUGGCGUCAGAGAGCGGGCGGAGGCACAGGGCGUGGCAGGCAGACCUGGAAGAGGACGAUGGGGAGCCGCUGGAGGCGGAGGUGGUACCUGAUCCGGUGGGAUCCAAUUUGGCGGGAUCUGGGGCAGGUGUAUCUGGGACUGAUGGGUUGAAUUACUGUGGGGGGGAUUCUGGUGGAGGGAGUUUUGAUGUGGGGAGUUUCGGAGCAGGGGGUAGAUACGGUGCGGGGCAGAGGGGUGGGGGAGGGAGGUCAGGGUCAGAAGGAGGCGCGGAUGGUUUCAAGAGUCAGUCAAACCGGUCAAUGCAGUCAAUGCGGGGCUCGCCUGCAGCAGCAAGGGGAGGAGCAGCAGCAGGAGGGGGACGAGCGGGCGGCAGGGUGGGUGGCAGGGCGGGUAGCAGGGCGGGCGGCAGGAGGGGCGGCAGGGCGGGCGGGGCGUUUAUGAUGAGAUCGGCAUCGCUCGGCAACGCUGGGGAUUUUAUGGGGCAGCUGGAGGGUGAUGACGUGGACGCUGACGUGGAUGGAGAACUAGCUGACUCAGAUGGGGGCUUAGCUGGGGGUGUGGAGGCUGGGCCGGGGUAA
Molecule: messenger RNA, 1458 nt
Organism: Closterium sp. Yama58-4
Lineage: Eukaryota; Viridiplantae; Streptophyta; Zygnematophyceae; Desmidiales; Closteriaceae
Source: the annotation of a GenBank genome assembly